CGGUACGGUACGAACGUCUCUUGCCAAAAUUCUAUGAACUUUGCUACGAAAAACAUCUUUCGAACUUUUACUGAACGUACAUUUCGCUAAUUGUGUUUAUACUGUGCGUGCCCAAAGGAGUUUUCGGAGUUCAAAUAUUUUGAUUUCUGAAAAGCUAGUGAGUAUGGAUACAAACAUUCAAUAUUUACUUCUGGCUCUUGCACUGACCUCAGUGCAAAUAUCGUUUACUGAGAGCCGUCUAAAUGAAAAACGCAGGGAUAAAACUGAAAGACGAUAUCAUGCUGUUCAAGCUAAAGACAACAUGUGCGAAAUUACUAACAGAGAAUCCAAAGUACAUUGCUAUUGUGAAAAUACUGAAGUUAAAACUGCCACUAGAGCAGACUGCUGGGUAUUUAAUGGCGGUAUCGAUGAAACCGACCCAAUUUGGUCGAGCUUCAACUCUCAACCGCAUCUGGAAAGAUUAACAUUCAAUGUCAGGUCUGAUGGUGCACUAAAAUUUAUUCCUCUUCAAGUUAUCCAUCGUUUGAAAAAGUUGCAAAAGCUUUUCAUACAUUACGCGACCUUGAAUAAAAUUGGAAAAGAUUCUUUUAGAAAUAUGUCAACGCUGAGAGAAAUAACUUUAAUGAAUGAUAAAAUCAUGGAGCUAGAUUUUUCCGCAUUUUCAAGUCUCCCUGCACUCGUAAAUCUGACAAUAAAAGGAAAUAAAGUAAUCGAGAUACAGCGGGAUGUUUUCGUCGAUUUGCCGAGUCUAAAAUAUCUCGAUCUGUCGUUUAACAGCAUUAGUCUGGCUCACGAUGGAUGUUUUGAACAUUUGAAUGUACUAAACGAUCUCGUACUUGAAGCGAAUUUAAUAUCGGUAUUAACAAAAGAUACUUUCAAGGGUUUGGCUAAUUUAACGAGAUUAGAUUUGAGAUCCAAUAAAAUGUCUAUGGUUGGUGAUCUAACGUUUUCAGAAUUAUGGAAUUUGAAUGAACUCCUGCUAGAUAAUAAUGAAUUAAAAUAUUUAUCUGAAAGGGCUUUUGAUGGACUAGCCAUGCUUCAAAAACUAUCAAUGACAGGAAAUAAAUUGCAAACCAUUAACGAAGGACUCUUGGAAGGCGUAAGAGGGUUAGAAUUAUUGGAUUUAAGGAACAAUGAGAUUGAAUUGUUCACUUACGAAACAAUCAAACCUAUUCUAGAAAAUUUAAAAAUGAAGACGUCAGUUCUCUAUUUGAGUGGUAAUGACUUCAAAUGUGACUGUCGUUUGUCGUGGAUACAAGUUUUAAGAAAUGAAACCAAAAGUGAACCACUUCGGACGGCUCUCGACGAAAUCACCUGUUCCUUUAUGACUGUCAAUAAAGCUUCACCAAAAACAAAUUUAGAGAACGGUGAUGAUAGGAUGAAAAUUCUUAAUUCUUUCGAAACAGAACCGAAUAUUGGCAUAUUUCAACAAAAUGAUGAUGGCGAAGAUGAUUCUAGUGACAUAAGUUCACAAUAUAAAUUUGAAACCACAACAAAACUGUUUGCUAAUGAAGUCGUUUUAGUCGAUAUACCUCCUGAAACAUUAUCCUGUCCAGGUGAACUGGUAGCAACAGGCGAAGAUUCGCUAAUGCUUUCAUCGAAAGAUGAUAGUUAUUGGCACUCAAAUUCAUGUAUGAAAACUUUGUCAAGUUUUCUAAUGAUGUUUACUUUAGUCAUUAUAUGUACUAUUCGUUGAAAAACUCUUUGCUGUUUACUUAAAUGAUCUUUAUUUGAUGUAUUGGCUGCUGUUUUAUUGCUUAUUUAAAAUAUUGAAGAAGACUGGUUAAAAUAUUUAAAUAAAUUAUUCCUUAUAACUGUGUUUUCCACUUGUAUCUGUGUAUGGCAAAUAAAAAUUUAUGAUAAUAAAUGUAAAAUAUGUUAUGUAAAUGUAAUUUUUUAAUUUAAAUUAAGAUUACCAAGGUCAAUUUCUGAAUUAAAAAUUUCAAUUUAAUUUUUACAGCGACUAUUAAAAGCAUUGAAUAUUUAACAUAAAUGUUAUAGAGAAUAUUUGUUGAAUCGAAUAUUUUAUUGACUUAUAUCGUAUACAAAGCCAAAGUAUUGAUAUUUUGGAUUCACUCGCAACCACGUUUGGCAUGUUAUCAAUUGCUAUAGGAAUGAUCAAAGCAUAGUUUCAAUAUGUAUAGCCCACCAAUUUUCGUACAUUCCUCUUAUAUUUGUAAUUGAAAAUCGACACUUUUAGUCAACUUAUUAUUAUUUUUUAAUUCCUCGUGUGAUUGUUCUUUGUAUUUAUUAUUUUAAUGGGUGUGUUAUUUGAAAGUCUAUAAAUAAAAUGCAUAUAACUGGUGAACUAAUCAGAUGAAAUUAUUUGGUAUUUGAUAAAUUCUAUUAUCAAUAUUAAAAUUUAAUUAUGAAUGAAUAAAGCUGUAAAUAAAAAUUUAGAAAAUACUAUUGAAGGAAAUCUUUGAACUUUAAAUAUUAUCAAAAUAAAAUUCCAUCACAUAUCAUAUAAAUUUUUAUAUAGACUCCAUAAAUAUUUUUGGUAAAGAAACAAUUGGGGUUAUUGAAAAAAUGUCAUCAUUGCUUACAUUUAUAAGAUGAGACGUAUUUAAGAUCGAAAUAAAAUAUCUUCUUCAUAAAGUGCUUUCAUGUUUUUGGGCCUUUAUCAGAAUGUUUAUAUGUAAUUGAUAGAUUUUAAGUAAUUUUGCCUAGCUUAGUGUGAUAAUUGUGAAUAUAUCAUUAUAAGUAAAAUAAGAUUUAAUUAAAGCGUGUAUUGAAGUUGUAGAUACAAAGGUAUUGUAAAUAUUAAAAAUAAAGUUUA
Danaus plexippus (monarch butterfly) is the source of this 2779-nucleotide messenger RNA. RefSeq names its product connectin-like. NCBI's taxonomy places the organism in Eukaryota, Metazoa, Arthropoda, Insecta, Lepidoptera, Nymphalidae. The record is from RefSeq and is a predicted model, not a curated record. Bases 164 to 1696 code for a protein of 510 amino acids. The transcript has 3 exons. Gene Ontology annotation, molecular function: protein binding.